Messenger RNA from Mycena citricolor, 481 nucleotides. Lineage: Eukaryota; Fungi; Basidiomycota; Agaricomycetes; Agaricales; Mycenaceae. The record is from the annotation of a GenBank genome assembly.
AGAUUGAACGCAGGUGGCAAACCUAUCGACGGCAAUCUUGUUCCAGGGGCAGCGGCAAAAUCCGCGGAGGAAACACAGGGAAGGGUGCGUACCGGUCAGGGACGUACAUUAGGAAGCGCAGAGACGCACAAGAACAUGAGCAGGCGGUGGCUGACCCAGUGGCUGGAAAUGGAAGGCAUCAGACAAUCGGAAAUGCUAAAUGUGAACACAUGUCGAAUACGCACAGCGCGCCAAGGUCAUCGGUGCCGUGAAAGCCAACAGGAAAGUCUAUCCGUCUGGAAUGUGAUCACCGGUGUUGUUCUCAAACAACGUGAAGGCGUCUUGAGUCGAUGCCUAGUUCCUGCCGCACGUGACCUGCAGCAUGAUGAUGGCCUCAAACGUAGCACUGACUGAUAUGGGAUAUGCAACCACGAACAUAUUUGCUGUUGAUAAUGACAUAGAAGAUGUUCAAACACAUGAAGAUCUAAGUGGCCGCUGAGCA